AUGGCGGCCCUUCCUUCUAUAGGCUUGGGGCAACUUGCCAACCGCUCAACCGCAAUAUUUGCCAUCGCCGCCUUGUUGGCAUGGAUUCUCGUCUUGAACCCCAUAUACCUACUCUACUUCCAUCCUCUGAGCAAAUUUCCCGGGCCAAAGCUCUGGGCCAUCACCCGCUGGGGUGUCUCCCGUGCCAUCAUCAGCGGCAAGUCUCACGACAUGAUUCUUGAGCUGCAUGCGAGGUAUGGCCCCAUUGUACGAAUCGCUCCCGACGAGCUUUCCUUUCAGUCCGUUUCUGCCUGGCAUGACAUUGGCGGCCACCGCAAGCUCGGCCAGGCGGACAUGAUCAGGGACCCCGUAUUCAACGAACCUUUCAAAGACAACUUACUCGGUGUUUGGAAGCGUGAGGACCAUUCGCGUAUGCGAAAGAUCUUGUCACGAGGAUUUUCAGCGUCUACUUUUCAGAAGCAGGAGCCGCUGCUGAAAGCCCAUGUCGAUCUGCUGAUAUCGGAGCUGUCCAAGCGCUGCCAGGACGGCAAAAAGAUGAUUGACAUGAAUUGCUGGUACAGCUUUACUGCAUUUGACAUUAUAGGAUCUCUCGAGAGCGGGGAUCAUCGGUCCUGGGCAUCCUUAGUCUUCGAGGUCACCAGAUUCGUAAUCCUAGUAGGCUGCCUAAAGAGAAUCAGCAGAGCCUUCCUCCCGUUUCUGCCUCUCAUCACUCCAAGGGGCUUCGCCAGGAGACUCCGCGAGAACCAGCAGCUCACCGACGCCAAGAUUGCAAAACGUCGCGCCUUGGGCGCCAGUCGCCCCGACUACAUGUCUGCCAUGCUCGGCGGCGACGAACGUGGCCGAGUCCUUUCCGACACUGAGAUUACCUCCAACUGCACUGCUCUGAUUCUCGGCGGUGCGGAAACCGUUUCGAGUGCUCUCGGUGGCACGACGUAUCAUCUGCUCAAGAAUCCGCACGCAAUGGCCAAGGCCGUCAGGGAAGUCCGGUCAGCCUUUUCGAGCGAGGAAGACGUCACAUUAACUGGAACUGGCCGUCUCAAGUAUCUGAAUGCCGUCAUUACUGAAUCCCUGCGCGUGUUCCCCCCAUUUGCGGGCGUUUCGCCACGCAAGGUUCCAGCCGGAGGUGCUACCAUUGCUGGUGAAUUCAUUCCCGAACAUACCACCGUUGGCAUCUGGCAUUGGAGCAUGUCCCAUUGUCCCGGCUUCUUCACCGACGCGGACGAAUUCCACCCCGAGCGCUGGCUUGAUGACCCCCGUUUCAGGGGGGACAAAAAGGAGGCUGCCCAGCCCUUUGCCGUCGGUCCUCACAGUUGCAUUGGCAUGAACCUGGCCUACUUCGAGUUGCGUUUGAUCCUGGCUAGGCUCUUGUGGAACUUUGACAUGAAGCUUGACGAGAGCUGCGAAAACUGGGUGGAUGACAUGGUGGAGUAUUUUGGCUGGGAGAGAACACCACUCUUGGUCUCUUUGGCUCGACGCCAGAAGUGA
This is a messenger RNA of Metarhizium acridum CQMa 102, 1485 nucleotides long. Lineage: Eukaryota; Fungi; Ascomycota; Sordariomycetes; Hypocreales; Clavicipitaceae. The record is from RefSeq and is a predicted model, not a curated record.